AUGCAAUCCCAGCAGGACAGGUACAAAGUGGACGAAGCCAUGCGCCUCAUUGACCAUCGUUUCAACAACAUCAACUGGCUCUUGGAAGCCCUUCAAGCCCCAGGCUCUGGGGUCCAAAACAUUGGCGAUCGUCGUGUCAUCGACGGCAACAAGAUUCUGGCUCCCUUAGGAGACAGCCUCAUCAGGCUCUUCGCCGUGGAAGCGAUGAUCGACUCGAACAUCGCAACAAGAAGCGAUAUCGACGCCCACUCCCAGCGUGCUAGAAACAAUUCGCGACUAGUUGAGAUCUUCGACAGCUUCGCCUUCUCGCCGUGUGUCAGUGUGAACCCAUCCCAGGGCUUUGCUCUCGGUGCUCAAACGAAGAUUGAUACCAUCAAGGCUAUUAUCGGAGCUGUGUACAAGGACCGCGGAGGUGGACGUGAAGGGCUCGACGCUGCCAAGCGCGUGGCAACGAACCUCCAUAUUCUCUGA
Messenger RNA from Colletotrichum lupini, 471 nucleotides. RefSeq lists its product as uncharacterized. Gene Ontology annotation, biological process: RNA processing. Bases 1 to 471 code for a protein of 156 amino acids. Gene Ontology annotation, molecular function: ribonuclease III activity. Lineage: Eukaryota; Fungi; Ascomycota; Sordariomycetes; Glomerellales; Glomerellaceae. The record is from RefSeq and is a predicted model, not a curated record. The transcript has 2 exons.